UAUCAAGAACAACCUCAUUACCAAGAAGACUUUCUCCCACAACCAGAAGGGCCAUCGGAGCUGGAGUUACCCAUGGCGGCCUUCACGGGCCACUCUGCAGAGCCAUGCUACACUUCACUGGAAGAUCCGAACGAACAAUUAAGGCUUCUCGUGGAGCAGUUUGCUCGAGACACUGAGAAAUCAUGCUCCAAGAUGGAUCUUCAAAUCAAAGCCCUUGCCACUUCCGAUCCCUCAUUUCUCCAUGAUAUGGAGGAGACUGUUCAGCGCUCAGCGAAGCAAACAGAGUGGGUGAAGCAAGUUUGCUCACAUCUUGCUCAAGAUCACCUUUCUGCUGCCACGCUAGAAGAGGUGGAGGAUGACAAAGGCUAUGGGAGCGUUGAGGAGCAUACAGAAGUUAUCACAGAGAACUCCCAUGAUAACCAUGAUCAAGAAAGUCCUUUGGUUGCAGACCACACCUUUCCUCAUUUAUGCUCUAACAUGUUGGGCCCGUGCGAGGAGAUGCAAGAUGAUCCCAUUGAAGAAAUUGCUUGGCGACUUGCUCUCCAAUCUGUUCUAGAAGAAGAAGAGCGAGCAAGGAUGAGGAAGAAAGUUGUGGAUGAUGAGGAAGAAAGAAAAGAAGAGGUGGUUCUUGAUCUUUUCCCAGGGGAGAGACCACAUUUUGAAGAAGGAAGGGGGGUUGAGGAAGCAAUUGGCGUCCAGGCUGAGGAUGAAGUUGAGGUGGAAGAGGCAUGCACCGGCCAUGAGUUGCAAGUAAUAUCCCCACCAAACUUUGAGGAACUGCUUGGCAAGGACCCAUUUGCAGUGUCUCUUUGCCAGACCAAGGCCACAUCGACAUCGGUCCCUCUUGGUGGACGCGAUGGUGGCCAAUCGAUGCUGUCAUAUCUGGUUUGGGGCAAUGAGACGAGAGAAGAGAAGAAGAGGUCUCGAGGGUGGAGACUUCAUCUGCAUCAAGUACAUGAGCCUUCAUCACCUGCCACACCACAUGCUCGUGACUUGAGACUCCACCUCAUCGACGAGAACCUCAACUUCAAGGAGGUUCUAGCAUGGACCGAAACUUAGGAGCCAUCGUCCGGCUCACGACGUGAAAGAAGCGCUUGUUGGGAGGCAACCCAACCAGUCGGUUUGCAUUUCUUUCUCUAUUUCUCCUCGGUUGAGUCAGUUUUGUUAUUUGAUUUUAGAGUCAAUAACUCAACCUUUGUGAGAUUUUGUGUGGUGUUUGUGUUCUGAUUACUCUCUCUUCCUGGACUGCACUGCCUGACCCGUACAUCAUCAUUCACCCUUGAUCUGGUAACUUCGUUCAACCCUCCUUAUCUUUCCUCCAUUGAGGACAAUGUCGUGCUUAAGUGUGGGGGGGUGUUCGAUUAUGUAUGCGGGUGAAUGUUUGGCUGUUUGUGUGCUUGGAGCCUAGUCCACUGUCCAAAUUUUUAAAUUUGAGGGCUCCAAGUACGUGUUUCCUUGCAAUUGCCUGCUCAGUAUGCUUUGAAUUGACAGUCUUUAUAGUAAUAUGCAACCUAGGGAGGUAGUGUAGCACUAUGGAGGAUGUUGAUGCAUUUAAGAAGUCUCGUUUCUUCUUCAUAUUGUGUUGGUUGAUUGAGUGAAUUAGUGAUCUUAGGACCCUUGAAUUGUGUGGUGUUGUGGAUUCUCUGCCUGUCAUGGACUCUUGUAUCAUGUUUUGAGUUUAACAGGUGCUCGAAAAUGUGCUUCAAAUAACGUCUCCCGUGCGAAUAGGGCGAAAGUGUGUAAGGGGAGACGGGAAUUCGUUCCCAAUUUCCACCUACUACCUCCAGCCCCCUUACAUGUCUUUCCCCCGCACGAGGCUCGAGACAUCCGCUCCUGGCAUGGCCGGUAAGAGCAGGUUGGGACCCUUGAAAAGAAAAGAAAAGAAAAAUAACAGAAAACAAGCAAAAUAGAAAAAAAGGGGGUUCCAACCAUCUUCAAGAAUAAAAUAGAGCACCUUGA
Molecule: messenger RNA, 1959 nt
Organism: Linum trigynum
Lineage: Eukaryota; Viridiplantae; Streptophyta; Magnoliopsida; Malpighiales; Linaceae
Source: the annotation of a GenBank genome assembly